AAACCCUCUCCUGUGACCUCAACAUUCUACUACCCAAAAUAUGUCACAGGGAGAUUGAGUCAGUGAUCAAGGGAGGCCAAGAGUGGGGGAGGAGGGGCACUCCUGGAGUAAAUAAGCGAGAAAAUGGGUGCCUUUUGCUCAUCCUCAGAACAGGACUCAGCCCAUUUCCCUCUCGGGCUGCAGGUCUGGCCUGGGGGGCUGAGCCAGAAGCAGCAGGAAAGCAGUUCAAUUUGACCUUGUCUGCCUGGGCACUGAAAUUCUUCCCAAGCAUCCUGAGGUGAAACUGGCAAGAGUGGGAAGGAACUUUGGGCUAGCCCUGCCUUGGCCAGGGACCAAGUGAUCACUUCAGAUCACAGCUCAGGCCAGCAGAGGGUCGAGGUCAGCGGCUUAGAGGUUUUCCCCUGGACAAGGACUUGCUGGGGGAUUACCUUUCCAUAUCCCAGUGGCAGGACUGUCAAGGUUACAACACAGGGGACUUGAUUAAAAAAUACCACUCAAAUCACAAGACAUGGCCAUCCUUGGUCAGUAGUGCACAUAUGAAAAUAGUCUGACCUUAUUUAGCUUACACUCAGAUUGAGCAGAAAGUAACCACCGUUUCACUCUGCAGAGGCGUAAAGUGAGGUUUCACUUUUCACAUUGUGCUAUUUAUUACAUUCAUAUCCUGUUGAAUGUUACUUUUCAAAGUUCAUAUUUAUCUUUGCAUUUUUUUUGCAAGAAUGAUGAGCAGACACACACGAGCCACUCAAAAGAAGAAAUGGAAGUCCUGCCAUCUGCAUGCUUCACCAGAUAUUAAUAAUUUACUCUCCAUGUUUACUACUUACAUUAGAUGGCACUGCUCCUCACGAUGGGUUUUAUCAGAGGCACAUUUUGGGGAAAAAAAUUCUAGCACAGCCAUCACUAAUUGCAUGAUUUUGCAUAAAUUAGGUUAGCUACAGAGUUUUGUUUUCUUCUUGACUAAAUUCAUCAUUUCCUUAAAAAAGAUGGAAUGAUUCAGUUUAAUUUCUUUAGCUAAUGGAAGAGCUCUACUAAAAAACAGGAUGCCCUUGAAAAGCAGAAUAUGCCUUUAAACUUAUUACAGUUGCCACGACUUUCUGUUUCAUUAUUGUGAUUAAGACUGAGCUUUUACAUCAAUCAGUUUCAUUAUCCUGUUGAAAAACAGAACUACUGGUCAAGAAAUAGGAUACAAGGCAAAAGCUGGAAAGCUCCGUGUUUGCUCAAGGAGCUUUCAAAAGCCCUAUAGAAAGCUGGAGACUCCAUUACUUGGUUGACUUUGGGGGGGGGGGGUUCCUCUGUUUUGCCAUGAUUGUUUCCCCCCACAGCAGAACAGGGAUUUUCCUGUCUUUUGUUCCUCUCUCUGUAGGAAGAAAUUUAAAAUAAAUAAUAAGUAAAUAAAUGAAAGACUUAUACAUGAAAGGCAUCUCUCUUCAAGGAAGACUCCUACACAUGGAAACAAGCAGCAAAUAAAAAUGAAGCUCAGAAAUCAGAGUCAGCCGCAGAGGAGCGCGGCUGGACACACUCAUUCUCGUAACUAGACAUUUGUAUUCUCUUGUUUGCUCCAACCCAUAGUUCUUGCAUUUGGAGAUACGACUGAACUCUCCUGUAUGAGAAGCAGAUUACUUAUGUCGGGGCCAGACUGCUUCUCAGAGAAUGACGACACAGAGGUGGUCACAGCCACAUCACAAGGCAGCAGUUCUGUGGACAGGCAUCCACACAGAAGGGAAGUGACCUGCCCACCAGGGAUCUUUAUUCUCAGACCACGGGCCAACCCCCACACACCAGGGCACAUCAAGGAUGCACUCGCCAUGUCAUCUGGGCAACGCUCAGUAGUCCUGGGAACGGGAGGUCAGAAGGACUCCCCACAGGAAAUGAGCUUUGCUACUUGAAACACCCACCAUAAUUCCACCAAGACCUACAUUCCCCAGCCAGAAAUUAGCUGACAUAAUUUAUGAAGCAGACCCUUUCUAGUCUCCCGACAUAUUUAAUUUUAAUAUUUCAUAACAUUAUGGAGUGACUUCAAUAUUUUAAAGCACAAUUUAAUAUGAUUGAUAUUACAUGGCAACAUGUGCGUUUCCAUGAAGUUCCCAUACAAACAUUCAGAGAAGUCUUGAUCUAAAUCUAACCUUGAUCUAAUCUUAACAUAAAUGUAGUGAAACUUCACAACUUUUAACUCAUUUAUUUUAAAAAAAUCUAUUUUAUGUUUUAAGGACAGAAUACAGAUUUGGAACCAGUGGUAGGGGUCCUGAGAGACUUCAUAGAAACAAGUCAUUUGGACAUCUGUGCUAAGCAACAGGCCAUACAAGGGGUACUUUGAACCUUUGGACUAUGACUUAAAAUGUGUCCAUUUUUGAUCCAAAAGAUACUAAGGUAUCUCCAGGAACCAAGAACCUUGCCUCUCAGAGUAAGAAACAGCCUAACUUCAUCUCUGGGUCCUGAGACGGUCUCUUCCAGAGACCCCUCUACUCUAACACAUGAAGACAUUCAGUAUGAAUUUGAGUCAGUAGGCAGCUCACACUUUUUCAAACCAUGAGUGAGGUGAAGAACUAUGGUACAAAGUCAUCAUCAAGUUACAAUCCAGUAUCUAAGUAAAAGAAACAUUCUAACCUGGCUUUAUGCUGAGUACAUAUUCCCAACUCUAACUGGUAAGGAGGGAACUGAGCACAAAUAUAGAAAAGCAGAUAUUAGGGACAAGAAGGAAUUAUAUCUCUAAAUUACUCUGUAAACCUCAUGGCUAAUGCCAUAUUCCCAGGGAUUUGUAAAGAACUCUUUCCAAAGUCAUUACUUGUAAAUAUUGCUUUUAUGGAGUACAGUACUGGUAAUUCGGUCUAUUGUGUGUCCAUAGACUUGCUUCUUUACCACAUCCUGAUGUUAGGAAGUCUGAGAAGAAAAGGCCAGAGAGACAUCCAUUAUUGCACUGUGUAUACGCACAUCAGUUACAGGAUUUCACCCAGUAGAGUGAUGAAGAAACUUAUUUUAAAAAAAAAAUCCUAACAGCAUGUCAAAAUGAGGGCUGAAGUUCAUGUUGCAGUCACACAAUGGAAAAUUCCAAUUCAAUCCUUAAUAAUCUAGCCUUGGGCAUAAAAUGAAAUGCAGUAAACUAUAACAUAUGAGGGACAUGAGAAGGAGGCUAUGGAAUGUUGAAAAUAUUACAAUCAGAUUUGCAAAUAAACUUUGCUUUCUCUCUACUUCUGAGCUCUAGAGAGAAAGAGAAGCAGGGCAGGCUAGAUAGAGGGCCGACCUCCUGUCAGCUGCUCUGUGCAGGGACCCCAUCAGGAACACCCUAUCCACGGCAAACCUUAGUGACACUCAACAACCUCGGAGCUACUAGGUCAUUCCAUUGGUGAUGUGCUACACCCCCCUUCUCAAGAAAAAGUCCUAUAUUGGUCACUUGUCCUUUUAAAAAAAUCUUUUUUCCAUGUUUUCUCGGUGGUUAGAGUCCAGGUAUCUCAUACUUGAAUUUUGCUUCACAAAAUCUGCUUAUUUGUUUAAAUAAAUGACGUUGGCAUCCUUGGGAAUGUAGUGAAACUAUAAAAUUGGACUCUUAAAAUGGGGUAAGCAUAGAGAAGGGGGAUGGAUGUGCUGGGGGCUCUAUUUGGAAAGGACUUCACAUUUCCUGGAUUGUACUGAGGCCUGGCAGCAGUGGCCUCAGUGCUUCAAGAUUGAAAGAGAGGUCCUCAGGAAGUGCAGGUACACGAGGAGGACAGGAGGUGGCAAACCGCUCAGGAGUCCCAGAGGGAGAGGCAGGAAUGGCGGCUGCAAGGAGAGUGUCACCCUGACUGACGUGGAGGGUGAAGGUUGCCCUGGGCCAGGCACACAGAUGUCCUGGGGCUUGAGCCAGCUGUGGUGAUCAGAGCAGGAGAUUUACAAGGAAGGGUGACAGGUGGCUUUGGGCAUGGGUUUUGGCUUUGGAGGGCGGGGGAAAUAGGUUGAAACCAAUUUGAGGAGAACCAGCAGGGCAAAGAGAGGCCUCUGUUCAUUGGCUGUUUUGAACAGGACCGUACAUUAUCAGAAGAUGGUCAUGCUAUCUGGAGACAAACCCGAGAAAAGGGACGGGAGGCUGGCUGCAAAGGUGUCACAGAUGGGACUGACUGGGGCCCAAGGUGACUGAUGGUGUGGGAUGAGUACAAGGGGACAGUAUGAGAGGUGGAUCUCAUGGGCAAAGCUUUGUGAUGUGACGCCUGGGUGAAGGGAUUAAAGAUCCUGAAAAAGGCCAGGAAGUGGGUAGGUGAUGUGAAGUCUGGGAGCCAGCAGGGGGAAACACAUUGUUGAUUCUCACAAAUUUUUAUAUGAGUUUUUAACUGGAAAUGGUAUGUUAAAAAAUAAGUUCCUCAUUGUCUCUCGUUCCCUAGAACUUCUGUGAGGAAUGCUUUCCAUUAGGGGAAAAAUGGGCCAAGGGAUUCUCAACACAGUGAACUUCUUAAAGGACAAAGCAUAACACUGUCUAGUAACAGGUGCUUUAUAAAUAUUUAAUGAGGCUAUUAACAGUAAACCUAGUCCCUGAUUUUGCUAGGAAUUCAGGGAAUCCUGAAUGGGAAAUAAUUGUUCUAUUCAUUUCAAGUUCUACUUUUUUUUUUUUCUUUUUCUUUUGUAGUAGGAAUAAGCAGGAAGGAUCAGGAGGAGGUGGUAAUCGAGAUGGAGAAUCAGGCCUUACAUCUGGCCUUGCAGUAUCUAGAAAAGGAAAAAAGUACCCAAGGACUGGGUUUUCUGUCACCAAACAACCACAGGAAUUUCUUUUGGUAAAAAUUCACGUGGGCAGAAGCUGAGCUUUUAAAAAAAGAAUGUCUGAAUUUAGUGACUCGGUGUCAGAUUAAAAGAAACGAACGAGAGGUGGGGAAAUGCUAUGCCCUGAUCAGAGGGGAAGAUGCUGGCAGAUUGAUUGGAAAGGCAUUUUUGCUAGAGCUCUACCAAAAACCUGGAGAGUUCACUGGGCCCCCUAGAGACACCUGGACACCUGCCUCUCAGCCUUGACCUCCCGUCUCAGUUUGACAUUGUGACAUCAAUUCCAUUGAUCUCCGUGCUAAACCCAUCAAUUUGCCACUCUUUUUUUUUUUCCUUCUUCUUUUAAAAUCAAUACUAGUGUGGUGCAUACAGAUUUUCCCAUUUUCCUUGUUGAAACCACUGGGCACUAAUGGCUAAUGUCCAGUUAAUCGUGGACGUGAAAAUCCCUUAGCUCCCAUCAUGGGCUGGAUUUGGUGCCAAAAGGAGCUCCUGAUACAGCCCACGUGUAAAUUAGACAUAUGGAAAAGAAUCCGUUUCUGAAGCUGAAUUUUCCAUUCCAUCUCUUGGGCCAUUUGAGGGCCUGAUGGCAGCUGUCUUCUCAAGGAUUCAUUGUGUGUGUGUGUGACGGGAGCUGUCAGCUUGGUGGCUUCGUUGUGGCAGUCACACCCUCCUUGCUUUGGUCCUGCUAUUUGUAUUUCCUCCACCGAGUGCUGCUUCUCCUAUGUCCCUGGCUGCACCCCUACUCCACCAGCCACUUGCCCUGUGUCCUGGGCCAGGAAGCCUGACUGUUCCUGCCUCGGUUUCCCCAGCUCUAUUAACAUGGUCAUUUUUUCCUCCAAGGGUGUGUGCAAAAUGAGAUGUCUGAGCACGUGGGCAGUGAAGAAGGGCACCACCCCCAGAGUGGACACCCUGAGUGCUGCCUCUUACUCUCAGCUUUGCUCUCCCAGGUGGUGUCACUUGCUCAGGAUUCAGGGAGGACCCCAAUUCAAAACCCAGCAGCUGGCCUGUCAACUGCAGUUCCUAAGGACUGCAGCCAGCAAUGACCAGGCCAAGGAGUCAGCCUCCAGUGACAGCAUGCUCAGUGGAUGACCUUGAGCACCCCCUUACCAGUUUAUAAAGCCAAAGGAGGACAUUCAGCGAAACGCUAGCGCAGUGAUGGUAACCCACCUCCAACCCUGACCUGUGCUUGAGAGGGCCUGUCCCACCCACGGAAUUCCUGGAAAGGGACAGAAGCUAGACGUGACACAUUUUCAGCCAGAAACACAACACUACCACCCUGCACAGGUGUGGCAUGCCCUGUUCAUGCUCUAGACCUGCCCAGUGAGUUCACUUGGACUGUGCCAUUCAGGAAUCAGUGCACAUGGAGAGAGACCUGAACUUUAAGCUGUAACAGUGACUGGUCACUAGUUUUACUCUUCUGCACUGUGCAUCCACUUGACUGUUGAGGCACAAGUCAGGCCCAACAAGGCCCAGAAAGCACGAACUGCAGCCCCCACACAGGGUCUGCUGGCAUUGGCCACAACACCGGACUCAGCUCCAGGUCCACUCUAGAAAAAAUAUGGAAGGAGCCAGCUCUCCCUGCCCACCUAGGACAUUCACUGCGUCUUUUGGUCACUAUUUCUAGGUACCUUUUAUGGGCAAUGUGUUACUUUAAGCUUUGGGAAUAUGGCAGGAAGUAGAAGAAAAAAGGGUUGUGGAAGAAAAAAAUGUGUAGACUUGUAAUUCUUUUUUAUGAAUGUGUUAUUAAAAUUACUUGAGAAGUUAAAAAAAUAGACUGCUACUCAUUCCUCAUCCCCCAGAAAUUCUGACUGACUGGGAAAGGAGGGAACUAACACUGUUUAUUUCUUACCUUUUAAUGGAUUUGUUCCCUGGCCUCCAAGUGUGGCCUUCCAGAGAGCAGGGCUAGGGCAAAGCCCUGAAGGCAAGUGCCAGGGUCCCUGCUUCCUGUGGAGGACAGCCCCCUCCAGACCCUCCUCUCCCGAAGGCAGGCACCGCUCUCUUUAAACACAUGCACGCAAAGAGACCCCCGGCUUCCACUUCUUCCCUUGGCUUCACGAAGGCCAAAGCACGGAAGGGGCAUUGGAGGUUUGGGGAAGAUCUAUGCUUUCAUUUUAUUAAAAUCCUGUUCGGAUUCUGAAGUCUGCAGAGAGUGUUUCACAGAUCCUCUUACUCACUAGCAGGUGGACUUGUGUUCAGGAGCCACAGUCUCCCGCUCUGGUUCUCAGGCUCCUUGUCCCAUGAUCUGUGGGAGGGACAGGGCCUCUGCUCGGGAGACGCUGCAGGGGUGAGAGCUGGGGCCAGCACAGGAAUGGGAACCUGGACCCUUCCUCCAGUUGACACUGGAGCUCCCUGUGGGCUGGGUGCUUCCUGCCCUCAGAUGGCCACCCUAGCCUGGGGUUUGAUCUGCCCCAGGAUCGAGUCCAAGUUCCACUCUGGACAGGAGCAGAGAAGGUUGCUGCAACUCCUGUGAAGAGCAGCCAGGAGGCUGGUGGCCGUGGUUCAAGGCCAUCAGAACUCUACUGGCCUUCCUGGCGGGCGCAGCGAGCGGGAUGCACCAGUUUGGCUGCACUGGCUCCCGAGUCUCCCCUUCCUCUCCUGUCCAUGUGCGCUGUCUGGCUGUCCGUCUGUGUGUGUCUCUGGACCCACUGUCCCCUCCCAUUCUCUUUCUCUGUGUCCCCAUUUCGCUAUGACUUCCUGUCCACAUUAAUCUUCAUGGACAAGAGCAGCACGGAGUGAUAUUUCUAAGUAUUGAUUUCACUCACUGGUUAUAAUUAUACAUUUGCUGUUCUCAAUUCAAACUAUGCAAAACGGGAGUUCUUCCGUUCAAACCUCCGUGCGCCUCGGAAGCCCCUGGACUGCUGGGGUGCGCUGGCCCUGUGCUGCUUCCUCCUCCUGUGAAGGUCAGCACCUCCUCCUCCACGGCUGCGGAGUGUGGAAAGGUGCCACACUCUAAAAUGUUUGCUUAUUCCCAGUGAUAGAGGUGUUGGAAUUAAAUUCAUAAUUUAUUUUAUCACUGCCACAUCCUAUUCCCAAGAAGAAAGUCAGAUAACGUAAGAACAAAUCUACAGAUAAUGCCUAGCAAGUCGCAUUUCCCACAACAAAACCCUGAUGUGCUUCGUGACAAAAUAGGAAACACGUUUCUGGGCCACCUACUCAUGUUUGAGAGCUCGUGUGGCAUGGACUCUUCUUCUAUCAAUCAGCACACAAGCAAAUUCAUACAAAAACCUAACUGCAGAUACUUUGGGCCAAGAUUCAGAAGUUAAAGUCUCUACAUAUAAAUUUACCUAAAACCUAAUGAAACUCGAUCAUUCUCCUUUCUUCUUCCUCCUCAUGCUUCAGAAUACAGCCGUGUUCCUUCUCCCCUGGGCAUUCAGGCAGGGUAGAAAGGACCCUCAGAGACCACGAAUACGGCACACCCAUUGGGAGCCUUCUUUUAUUUAUUUAUUUAUUUAUUUAAAGUUGUAGUUGGACACGGUAUCUUUAUUUCAGUUAUUUAUUUUUACGUGGAGCUGAAGACAGAGCCCAUGGCCUCGCACGUGCGAAGCGAGCACUCUACUGCUGAGCCCCUGCCCCGCCCGGGAGCCACGCAGAUCACACUCUUAAUCCACAAGCAAGGGCUGAAGGAUGGCUGGGCACAGGGGAGACAGGUGCUUGCAGGGACCUUGUCCCCACAGCACUCAUGCCAGCGUUCAGGAGAGGACUGGCAGACAGCAAGGCAACUGCAUGUCCUUCGGGCCUGCUGCCCAGCGCCUCCCAGGGAGGCAGCCCCCCCCCAGGAGCACCCCCAGCUCCAACUCCAGGCCUCCAGAGCCCAGCGGCUGAUUCCUCCACACACGUGCUCCCCGCGGGACCACAGGGGAGCACUGCGUCUACCUCUGAACCAUCAGAGAGGCUGUCCACGGGCGCGGAAGUCAGGCACAGUCCUGGAAAGGGAGCCAGCAGAAGAGGGGACACCCGGGGGGAUGAGCCUGGCAUGCUCUGGAGACCCUGGGAGGGACUGUGUCCCUUCAGCAGAUGGAGCACGACCGAGUUGUGCUGAGAGGUCUAGAGACACAAGCAGGGAAGAGCAGGAGACGGAAGACCCGCUCUCUUCUUGGAAGUUCUGCCAAAUGGGGCUCUGCAGAGAGGACAGGUGUGGGGCCCCGAGGCUGGACAGGCAGGACGGCAGAUGCAGGGCAGAGGCAGGAGAGGCAAGAAGGUUGGGACCAGGGUGGGAAAAGUGUGAAGAUAAAGGAAGAAAUCAAUAGGAGAAGCAACAGGAAAGAAAAAAAAUCAAUGGGGUGUGGGCGGUGAGUGGAUAUGGGGAAUUAAACCAGGAAUGGUUAGCCAAUAGUUGGCAGCAGCCAUGAGGGCAUCCUCAGAAUCAAGGUCCCGAAAGACCCCACUCUUACAAGGUAGGGAUGUGUCUCGAUCCCAGGCCGAUCCUGCCUUUAACCCUGAGCACCUGCUCCAAGCUCAGCAGGGGACGUUGUGCUUCUGGGUUGAGUACUGACCACUCUCGGCUCUUAGGCCAUCAUGCUGUGUGACCAUCUCCCAGGAAGGACCACAGCAUCCUCUUCUGGCUGCCAGAGACACUACUUGGGUUUUCCCGAGCCAGGGGACAAACCUUUCAAGACGCCAGAGUGGACGCCGCGAGGGAAACGUGAUGGCCUGUUUUCAAAAAAUGGCUGAUGGUUGUAAUGCGCAGAUGACCCCCAACUGCUGUUGGUCUAGGAAAAAAUUAAAGAGCCAGACCUGGAAGAACAGAAGGUGACGUCGCGCCGGAUGAGGGGCGGAAUUCAUUUUCAGGAAUUGUCAUUGUCUAGAGUACACAACAUCCACACCCUGUUUUGCUUACUUUCUUUCCUCCCCACCACCAACAAUGACCUUGUACAUUCUGAACAUCAAAACUUCACCCCACGUGCACCUACAACUAGGGAUGAUGUGUCACUCUGCCCAGAACAGUCCCUGUUUCCACAUCUCGAGGAAUGUACUGUGCACACCCCCUUGGCCUGCCUCAGUUCUGUCUAGCCUGAUGGCACCUUUCUUCUGGAUGAUGACCCUGAGGUCUCCUUCACUGCCCAUCAGCUCCAACAGAAGGGGAAAAGGUCUCUCACUUCAGGUGGCUCUGAAAUCAUGUUCUUUUGUUCAAUUCUAGAAUCAAUCACCCCCGCAUCACUUGUAGCCCAUGAAUCAAGAGGAAACCUCAAGAAUUCAAACCAGACAGUCCUUCCACACAGACCACCAACAUCAGCUCCCAACGUCCUGGUCAGGAUUGUGCACAUGGUCUCCUGGGGCAGGAUGUCUUCUCCUCGUUCAGCUAUUGGCUUAUAAACAGAACCCCAUUCCAAGAGUUGCUCAUGGCUCUUUCUUCUUGGCUGAGCUGUCUCUGCAGUAAACCCAGAGCUACCAAAGAAUUGGUCAAACCAAGAAAAAUAACAGUGGGCAAACUUCCUUCUGAAGGAAUAGGGAGACAUGGGCAUGGCCUUGCCAGAAGGAGAGGUUGCAUCUUGACCUCGGAAUGAUUUCAACCAACUUGCAAGCAGAAAUCCUGCCCUGGGUGUUCCAAUAUGGUGUCCUAAGGUCAAAUUGAGAAGCAGCAGGAAAGCCAUCCUUUAACAUAAAUCAUUUUUAACGCCCCCCCCCCAAAAAAUAGUUCUAAUUUUUAGUUUCAGCUAUCUCAUGAAUCAAAACAUGCCACUUAGUAACGAUGUACAUAUGUGUGUAUACAUACAUAUAAGCAUACAUAUAUACAUGAGUGUGUGUUUGUGGACUCAGCACUGUCAAUAGCGGUCCACUGCAGGAUUGUCUGCCUGUUUUCAUGGGAGUGGGAAUUCCAUACAGUCUACGAUGGAGAGGCCACCUCUUUGUGUCCUAUCAACUCUUGCUAACUCAAACCUCGUCUGGACCCCAAAUGACCAUCCAGGGAAUGGGGGCAAACAGGACACUUAUGAUGGUAAUCUAAGUGUACCUCUCAGCUCACUGAGAACCACAGUCCUGUACCUCACCGUCUCGGCGACUGUCAGGCUGAUGGGGGAGGCCAGAGGAGAUGGAAAAUCAGUUCCUUUUACAUCCUGAUGGGUGAUUUGGAUGAGUUGUUGGAGUCAGAUUUGCUGAACUCUUUUUGGACGUUAUUAGCAAAGCUAACUGCUACAGAUAAGGUUGAUUUUUUACAUUGAUGUAAUGUCUCAUUUGGAGGAGGCAUUUUUUUCCAGUGGAUUUUCACCAACAUCAUAAAAUUUUGCUAAUUCAUUUCCAGUAAUUUAGAUUCCGUUUGGACAGCGGAUGAGCAAAGGUUAACGUCAGUAUAAGCUGGAGCUCAAAGAACUAAGUAAAUAGUGAGACAUAAAUGAAGAGGGAAGUCUGCUGCAUUGAAGACAGCCAUUUUCUGGUCCUUCUAAACCUCCAUCCAAAUCCAAAGCGUCCGUCCCUAGCAGAUGAGAUCCACUCUCAGGGGCAGGCCAGUGUACCCCUCUGUGGCCAUGGGUGGCCGACAUAAUCGAUGCUAGGAUUUUGCUGGUUAAAUGUGUGUUCUUAAAUCAGAAACAAGAAUGGACCGAGGCAGCACCUACGAUGGUUUCUCUUCUGCCUGAAAUCCUGCUUUGAGCUCCAGGAAUUUCCCUCUUCCCAACUUCAGACUGGGUGGUCAUCAGCUCUAAAAUACCAAGGUUUCACCACAGUACUCCACGCAUUGAGAGGACAGGGUACGGCUUCCAUGGGAGUCCUCUGAUGGCCGCGGCUCUGCAGCCAGAGCUCCCUCCAUGCUCAAUCUCAGGAAGACACUGAAUUCAUUCAGUUACCCUGGUUCAGUGCUCUGAAUCAGCAACCUCUGAAGAGAGAACAAAUGUCUAGAAAAUAUCCUGUGAGUGUAUUGAAGGAAAUUAAACUGGAUCAUGAAUCUCACUAAGGCACAGUCCAGAAUCUAUAGCAGGCAGUGUUGCCUCAAGGAAAAACAACUCCCACUUCUGAGGAGUCAACUGGUGCCUAGAAGACAGGUCUGUGCGUCAGUGCCUUCACAGCACAAGUUCACUGAGCGACAAGACCUUCCUUCCACACUGGGAGCUGUGAGUUCAAGAACAGCACAGCCGUGCUCACCACUCGAGACUCUCAGGCAUGCCCUCAGCAGGUGGACUGAAAUGCUGGCCCAGUUAACCUUUAACUCCAGCUCUCAGGUGUCUCAACAGUGGGGAAGCCACUCGGAAAACCAAUAAUUUCCCACAGCUCCUGGUGACACGCAUCCGACCACUUGCUAAGCUUUGGGGCUAUAUCAGAGGCCCUGGGCUAUCUCCUGGCCUGCCUGACCUGGGAGCGGACGGUAUCAGGACACACGCACCACAUUCCAGAGCCAGCCUGGAAUGCUGUGAGUCCAUGCAGACAUGGGAAGAACAGACAUCCUCCCUCCCAGGGAGGGCCCCCUGGGAGCCAACAAACCCCGGCUUCUGCAGAUUAGAAGUGCAGAUGACAGACAGGUCAAGUCCGUCCUGUUUCUAACUAAAAAUCAAUGGCAGAUCCCUUCCUUUGAGUAAUUUCUCUUGAAAACCAACAUAUGUGCUUCUGCUAAAUACUCUCUCAGUCACCUGCACAUGUGUAUGACAUAGGUACACACACGUGUGUGCGCACACUAUUUUAAGAUUCCUUUUUUUCCCUUUUCAGGGCUUCCUCAAAACAAUGAAAGGUAACCUUUGGAGACUGCUUGCACCCAAAUCUAAUCAUUUCUGGGUUUUUCUCCUUCAGACACAAGUGUCCAUGCUUGCAGAGACCUGCUUAAAGGUGAGCAUAGCCUCUGCCGGGCUUUAAUUGGCAAACUAAGGCAACCACAUGGAGCCCUCCUCUGCACCCCCAGAACUGGAAAAUGUACACAAAUAUAUAUCUUAAUAUCACCACAAUGUUCUGGUUUUUUUUUUUCCUGGUAAAAUUUGGUAGACUACUUUCUUGUACCUAAACAUUAUUUCAUAAGUGGUUUUCUAUGACUCUAAAUAAUCUCUAUAAUUAUCAUUUUAAUGGCCGCGCAGAGCGAAUGUACGCCAUAAUUUACUUAACUGUUUACCUAUUGUUAGGCAUUUAGUUGCUUCCAUUUUUCACUGCUUUAACUUGGGAUGAACAUUUUUAUAUAAGCUAUGAAUCCAAGCAGCAUGCAAAGAUGACUCUCCAUCACUAAUCUAAAAAUACAGGGUUUAUAUAUUUACAACUCACAUUUGAUUACGAAAUUUCAUUUGAGAGUAAUUAAGACAUUUAUAUUCUAAACAGCUCCUCACCUCCUCGUGCUCCUGAGCCUGACGGGCUCCACUGUGACCGGCCACGUUCACCUCAAUAUGCAUAGUCCAGUGAAUUCUGAACCUCGGUUUCCUUAGGAAAAAUAAACUCUGAAUCUACUGCCAUAGAGCCAAGAGAUUAACUCCAAGGACCAGAGGGCUCUAGGGGUGACCCUGCCAAGGCAAGCCGUUGUUCCAAGUCCCACAUGGGUUUCAUGCUCACUCCAGACUUAAAGGGCAACCCUCCCUCAGUCUGUGUUCUGGGCUAGGUGUGUUCCUGGGGUCACCUUGCCUAACCCGAACACAGGUGCAUCAUGGGAACAGGCCAUGGACACUGCUUGAGGAGCUUCCACUUUUGAUGUUGACCACAGGUGACUUCAGGUGACAGAUUCCCUGCUUGAGGAUAGUGGUUCAGGUGUGUGGGCUUCACACAGACUCGGCGUGCAGCCCGCUCUCUGGGCGGCUCCAAGCAGGUUACAAAAGAGAAUCUUAUGCCUCAGUCUACGGUGUGAGGAUGAUGCUCCCCACGAGGCUGCUGUGGGGGCAGAAUGAGAAAACGCAGAGAGAGGUGUGCCCGGCAGUGCUGGCAGUUCUUGAGGACACAGAUGUGGCCUGUGUGCACAUGAGCCCGGCAGGGUCACCGGAUCUUCUCACCCGCUGACGGGGUGCGUGAAGGAAUCGUGAAGGAAGGAUCCCACUGGUCCCCAGGACAGCCUUCUGUGGGGUCACCUUCCUCUUUCAGGACAAAACCAUCAUGUGAAUAUAACCACAAUAAGUCUAAGUCCCCAGUACACUGUAGAGAAAGAGCCUGCAAAGACGUGUCCACCUUAGAAAUUCCUAACGUCCAGGAAAAUUCCUCUGAAAGCUUUAGAAUAUGUCAUCCAGCCAUCAAAAGGAAGCCCUAGCCUAUCUGCAGCGAAAAUCAUCAGCCACACAGGUCCUUAGCUGUCUUCCCAAUCAGAGCCAUCAGCACCAUUCAGUCACUACGGCUCCCGACCAACCAAGCUGGCCCAAAGUCCUAAGUAUUACCAUCGUUUUCACUAAUAUGGAACUCUGUAAAGCAGAGAAGAGCUUAGAAUGUUCUUCUUCUUAUUAUUAUUGUUUUGCCACUAGCAAUUAAUUUCUCUGAUUUGUUUUAUGAGUUUGAUGGUUGGGUCCAACACUCAGAAUAUCUUUCCAAACCAGCAGAGUGAUGUAAGAACAUUAGUUCAGUGCAGUUCCCGGCAAAUGGUGAUGAUGAAUAGCAGGGAAGGACAAACUUAUUCAGACACACAUUUUUCAGUAGUGGCAGGGAAAAGGCUGAAAAAUUGCUGGUAAAUUGCUUCUUGUAAAAAUGCUCUCUCUUUCAAAUUUUCCCUAGUCUGAAGGUCUUCUGCAGGAUGAUGGCACAAUCUGUCCUGACAUCCCCGGAUGACCAAGGCAGUUAAAGGAUGAAUAUGAGAUAAGAUUGAGGGUUGAGAGUUCAUUUUCUUAUUUUACCACCUCCUCCCUCCAAGUUUCCAUGCUCCACCCCAAACGACGCUAUUUUGUGUGCAUCUUUUUAACCUGUAGUUGAAUAAGUGCCUCUAAAAGAUAUCUUUCAUUUCCCCGAGCAGGCUUUCCCUGCCCCAUCCACCAGGCGUAAUCUCGGCCUUUGCAGAAUGGAACAGGGUUAUUGAUGGGUCUCUGGACCGUUCCUUUUUCUUCCCCAGCUUUCUACAACUGUCCUGUUGGAGUUUCAAGUUACAGAGGUCUCCUAAUAUCUCCAGCAUCUGGAACCAUGGUCAGUAAGGAAUCCGGCAAAUGCCAACUCACAACGCCCGAGAGUGAAGUGGAGCCGGCUGCCUGCCUGGCCCUGGAGAUGAAAUACGCCCUGGAUCCCAACCGGCAGAUUAAAAAACGGAACAAAGCCCUGCAGGUGCGCUUUAAGGAUAUCUGCGAGGCCCAGAGUGAGCAGAGGGACACGCAGCUCUCCUCCUCCGGACAGCCAGGAGAGAAGAGGGAGGCCAAGCCCGUGUCCUGCAGAGCAGCUUAUCGCAAAUACAUGACAGUGCCCGCACGCCGCUCCAUCCCCAACGUCACCAAGAGCACAGGCGUGCAGACCUCACCGGACCUCCGAAAGUGUUACCAGACAUUCCCUCUGGACCGCAAGAAAGGGAGCCUCAAAAGCCUCCCAGCCGCAGAUCCCUUCAAAACCCAAAACAAUGGGUUUCUAGCAGACACUAAGGAGAAGAGUGAGGCGGGCCCCAUGGAAGAGUCCCGGCCAUGCAUGGCGGGGCGCGUUCACAAGACCACGGCCUUGGUUUUCCAUUCGCAGGAGCACGUGAAUGCUCUGGAUCAGCCUCCGGGGGUCAACUGCGCAGAGCCCUGCAGAGACCCCGGAGUGCUCGGCCAUCCAGAGGGUCCUCUGCAGAACUCCUCACGGCCUCCCUCCCAAGAGCCUGCUCACCAGCUGCAGGGGCGAGCAAAGCCUGAUGGGGGGACCCCAGACUCUGAGGAGCCCGCCCAUGGGAGGGUGUUUAAGACGGAGGUCGCCACCGUGUAUGCACCUGCCAUCAGUGCCAGGGCCCCUGAGCCUGGCUUGUCAAACUCUGCUGCUGCCAGCCAGUGGUCCCUCUGCCCUGCAGAUGAGGAGCAGAGGAGAGCCACGCAUCUCAAUGGGCUGCAGGCGCCCCCGGGCUCUGCUCUGGCCUGCUCGCCCCCAGUGCAGUGCCUGUCCCCCGAAUGUAGCGAACAGCCCCUAGAGACCCAGCCCAGUCCCACAGCCGUGGCGGCGGGUGAAGAAUGCCAACAAAUCGUGCCUCACACAGAGGUGGUGGACCUCAAGGCACAGCUUCAGAUGAUGGAGAACUUGAUCAGCUCCAGCCAGGAGACCAUCAAAGUGCUCUUGGGGGUCAUUCAGGAGCUGGAGAAAGGAGAGGCCCAUCGGGAAGGGCUUUCAUAUCGGACGGGGCAAGACACAGCUAAUUGUGACACAUGCAGGAACAGUGCAUGUAUUAUCUAUAGUGUGGAGCUGGACUUUAAGCAGCAGGAAGACAAGCUGCAGCCCGUGCUGAGGAAACUGCACCCUAUCGAGGAAACUCAGGUCGCCCCUUCGCCUUACACUCAGGAGACGUACUCCGCAACGCCCAAGCAAAAAUCCAAAACUGAGUCUAAAAAGCAUGGAAGGUGGAAACUCUGGUUCCUUUAACACUGGUGGUAUGAAGUCUCGAGGCUGUCUUUAAAACCCACUGGAGUUAAAUCAGUCCUUUUCCAGAACGAUUAGGAUCGAGGGAACUGCGGUGCCAAUCCACGCGCUCCCCGCUUCUCGCCCUGCGUACCAAAAAGGCCUUCGUCCCACCAGAUAAUUAACAGAGUAAGGUAAUCAAUGUCACACCUGGCUAGCCGUUCUUUGCAGUUCACGGAUGUGGGAUGUAAAACCUGAAAUGAAACUUAUGUACUCAACGAUGAUAAGUAAAAAUUCUAACCCCCCAGAUCUGCAAGGAUUAGGUUACCAACCUGCACCAUGGCAGGCUGUCACUCUGCACAGCGAAAACUCAUAAUUAUUUUCCAGCCUUUACUUUAUUUUUAAAUAACGAGAAGAAAAAGCAAGCCUUAUGUUUGCAGAGGACUUCAUUUUUACGUUCCAUCUUGCAAAUAAGCAGGGGGCGAGUGCAAUUUUCAGCACAUCAAAUUCCGGAGAAAGCACAAUUUUUUCAAGUGGUCAGAGACCAUGAAUAAUCUCUAAAAUGUGACUCUAUGUAUAUUUGCCUUCAUGUGCUGUAGCGCUAAGCCAAGUGACCACAUCUCAGUGUCACACUGACACCUCAAAUCGAGCACCCUCUUCAUCUCUAGACCUACGACAUGUUUACUGCUCAUUUUCCAAAUGGCCAGCAGCCAGGAGUCCCCCAAAGUCAAGACAUGCCUUUAAUCAUUGCAAGUUGACAGGGUCAGAGCUAUUGGACACUCAGCUUUCUUAGAUCUCGUUUUUAAUCUUUUGGUACCCAAAGGCCAAAUGAUAAAUUCUGGCAAGAAUUUGAAAACACAUAUAGAGAUACACAAUGGAUAACACAGUCACCAAUAAAUCACAGGCUCUCUGCCACGGCGGGAAGUGUUUUUGUGGAUCAAUCCUCAGAGACAUUGCUCGCCCAUAGAGCAGCCAGACAUUUUAUAUAAUUCGUUAUGCUUUAUAACAACCAUGGAAGGUCUGACUAUCUCAAAGAGAAACAGCGUGUUCCGUUUAGCUGCUACCAAUGGACAAACUUAAUAUCACCUACAUUUAACCUGUUAGUAAGUUGUACUAAACGACAUACUUAGGGGAAAGCUGUGAAUCAAAUGUUUUUAGGUAUUUUUUAAAUCCACAGUAACACUCAGAGUUCUCUCUUGAUUACACAUUGCAAUGUAAAUCUUAGUUCCUUUAUUUUUUCACUCAUUUCUUUGCACCUUUGCAAGUAUCUUUUUAUAGAAAAGAAAAAUCCCCUAGUCUGUUAAUGACUUUGUCUAUCAAUUUUUUGCUUUUCACAAUAGGAAGUAGGGAUCUUACUUUGCCUUUUUUUGUACAACUUAAAUUUUGAAUAGUUUGUGAACAUACUGAAAAACCCAGUCUUCGAGUUUUUGUCCAGCAGUUUCAUAUCUAUUCACGUGCCAAUGUGCACACCUCAUUGAUCAGAUGCCAAACACAAAGUGGCUAGUAUUGGGAAAAGGAUCGCAGCCUGCUUGGUUCACACCGGAGCUACUUCUUGCCAUGCAUUCUCCUUCUCACUCAACAGCAAUUCUGUUUUAGUUUUACGCUUCUGGUUCUAUAAGGACCUAUCUAUCAGCAAUCAGAUCUGGACUUGAAAAAGACGAAAGAAGAGUAUUUGUGAAAACAUUCUUUAGGGGUUACUCAAACAGUACUGCAGAGGUAUACUUAAUUUAACACACACCCCUGUUGUGGAAAUAUUGUGUAAGGAUUCAAAUCCCUGAAUAGCAGUAACAGAACUCAGAAAUAUUUUUGUGCAAGAAGAGUGAUAGGCAAGUUGUUCCUGUACCUUGAAGGAAGUGCAAUUGUUUCAUGUAGACUGAAACUUUAAAAAUGUGUUUCAUGUUUUUAUACUGUUUUUAACUAAAGUUGUAAAAAUGUUUGCGACAAGUUCUCUCUCCUUCUGUUUUAAGAACCCUAGUGAUAUCAGUGAGUAGAAAGAAGAAAGGUGUCAGCAGUUCGCUAAACCAGCACUGCACACCUGUCCCACCGAGAGGGCAUCCUGGAACAGGGGAUGUCCCUAUGUCAAACCAGUUUAGACCAAAAUCCUAUGGUUAAAAUUUUCAGAGUCAAACAGGAAACUCUGUAGAUAAACUAAUUCUUCCUGGAAAAUGAAAGCACCUCCAAAACAUUUGAAAAUAACAUUUUCAAAAUCAUUUCAUGGUUUAAUUGCGAUGCAUCACUGAUGGAUGGAGAUCCUUCUCUUGACAGAUUUAAGCAAAAACUUUGACACAAAACCAAGGUAACAUGUCCCGUGCUCCCUCAUAUGUACAUGUACAUGGCAUUACGUAUAGAGAUUAAUUAUUAUACUUGUCAUCAAGUUCUUUAUUAAUUUUUAAAUAAAAAAAAAAUCAAAGGUAA
Molecule: messenger RNA, 18507 nt
Organism: Ictidomys tridecemlineatus (thirteen-lined ground squirrel)
Lineage: Eukaryota; Metazoa; Chordata; Mammalia; Rodentia; Sciuridae
Source: RefSeq, a predicted model, not a curated record